AUGAAAAUUGAUCUUAACGAUGUAGCGUUCGCUUGUGUUCAUACAUUGGACAGUACUUCUGCUAAUACCCUACCGAAAAUUACUCCAGUUAAUAUUAGAUUAUUGGUGGAAAAGUAUGCUAACAUUUAUGACAAAUCUAUUGGAAAAAUUGAAGGUUUGCAAGCAAAAUUGAGUUUGAAACCAAAUGCAAGACCAGUGUACAUAAGAGCGCGUCAAGUUCCAUUUUCUUUGAGAGAUGCUGUUGAGAAGGAACUCGACAUACUUGUCCAGAACGGGGUGUUGGAGAAAGUGAACCACAGUAGAUGGGCUACACCGAUUGUCCCAAUUUUGAAGUCCAACAAUAGAGUAAGAUUAUGCGGUGAUUAUAAAGUAACGGUGAAUCCUAACCUGGAAAUUGACGACCAUCCAUUACCGACGAUAGAAGAACUUUUCGCUAACGUUGCAGGAGGACAAAAGUUCACCAAAAUCGAUUUAACUCAAGCCUAUCUACAAUUAGAGGUUGAGGAGGGUGAUCGUGAAGUACUAACACUAAGUACGCACAAAGGUUUGUACCGACCAACACGUUUGAUGUAUGGUAUUGCAUCUGCGCCUGUUAUUUGGCAGAGAUUAAUGGAGCAAGUGUUGAACGGGAUUCCGGGAGUUACAGUUUUCUUGGAUGAUAUUCGUGUCACGGGACCAAAUGAUUUAAUUCAUCUGCAACGACUAGGAGAUGUACUAAAACGGCUAAGUUCAUACAAUAUGCGAAUUAAUUUGGAGAAAUGUCAGUUUUUCGAAAACGCGAUCGAAUACUGUGGAUAUUUGAUUGACAAAGUUGGCAUUCACAAAGUCCCGGGAAAAAUCGACGCUGUUCAAAACAUGCCUAUACCGAAAAACAAAGAUCAAGUUCGUUCUUUCGUAGGUUUAGUGAAUUACUACGGAAGGUUUUUCCCGAACCUGAGUACAACGUUGUAUCCGCUCAACAAUCUCCUGAAAAAUACUGUUCCUUUCGUAUGGUCGAAGGAAUGCGAUGAGGUAUUUAACAAAAUUAAGCGUGAAAUGCAGUCGGAGAAGAUUUUAGCACACUACGAUUCUAUAUUACCACUAGUACUUGCUACGGAUGCAUCACCAUAUGGAGUCGGUGCAGUGCUUAGUCAUGUAUUUUCAGAUGGUUCAGAACUACCAAUCCAAUACGCUUCCCAAACACUUAACGCUACGCAACAAGCAUAUAAACAAAUUGACCGAGAAGCCUAUGCAAUAUUCUUCGGAGUUCGCAAAUUUUACCAAUACCUCUACGGCAGGAAGUUCACUCUUGUCACGGACAAUGAACCGCUAAAGCAAAUAUUUUCUGAUACCAAAGGACUUCCGAAGAUGUCCGCCCUUAGAAUGCAGCACUAUGCAACAUUUUUACAAUCUUUCAAUUUCAAGAUCCAAUUUCGUCCUACAAACCAGCACGCAAACGCUGACGCAUUUUCAAGAUUGCCUUUGAAGAAUAGUACGCCCGAUGCAACUGUUGAGGAAACAGACUAUGUGGAGGUAAAUAUAAUAGAAACACUGCCGUUAACUGUUGCUGAACUUGCGAAAGCUACUGCAAUGGAUACUACUGUUAAGACACUAGUGCAAGGGUUGCAGAAUGGUAAAUCCGUGGAGCCUAAAGAUCGUUUUGGUGUUGACCAAGUGGAGUUUACUCUACAGAAAGGUUGUGUCAUGCGGGGAAUCAGAGUAUACGUUCCUCUGAGCUUGCGAGACAAAGUGUUGAAUGAACUACAUUCAACUCAUUUUGGAAUUACUAGAUUUAAGACUCUUGCUCGUGGUUACGUUUGGUGGGAAGGAAUAGAUAAAAACAUUGAGGACGUGGUGCGAAAUUGUAGUUUGUGUCAGUCAACUCGAGCUGAGCCGUCCAAAGUACCAACGCAUUGUUGGGAGACACCCGCGAAGCCGUUUGAACGAGUACACGUUGACUUUGCUGGACCGUUUAUGAAUGUUUACUUUAUCGUGUUCGUUGAUGCCUACACAAAGUGGCCAGAAGUGCGAAUCCUGAAUAACAUAACAACUAACACAACGAUCCAGGUGUGUCGUGAAUAUUUUUGUACAUAUGGAAUUCCUUCUGUGCUCGUAUCUGAUCACGGUGUGCAGUUCACAUCGGAACAGUUUCAAAGAUUUUUGCGAAUGAACGGUGUUUAUCAUCAUAAAAUGGGCGCACCGUAUCACCCUGCGACGAAUGGGCAAGCAGAGAGGUUUAUUCAAACAUUUAAAUCGAAACUAAAAAGUGUGCAAUGUGAUAAAACUUCAUUGCACGCUGAACUCUGCAAUCUUCUGUUAGUGUACAGGAAAACUAUUCAUCCUACUACGGGAAAAUCGCCGUCGAUGAUGCUUUACAACCGACAAAUCCGUUCGCGAUUGGAUAUCAUGAUUCCUGAAGCUGCGAAUGCUGCCAAAACGGAACAGAGGAAGUGUCGUGAUCUUCAAGAGGGGGCGAGAGUUGCUGCGAGAGAUUAUUUAGAUAAAGCAAAGUGGAAGUUCGGAAAAAUUCUGAACAAAUUGGGUGAGUUGCAUUAUGAGAUACUACUGGAUGAUGGAAGGAUUUGGAAGCGCCACAUAGAUCAGCUGCGAAAAGUUGGUUCAAACUUGGUAACUGACAAAUCUGUACCAGUCACGGUGCUACCAUAG
This is a messenger RNA of Wyeomyia smithii (pitcher-plant mosquito), 2646 nucleotides long. RefSeq lists its product as uncharacterized. The record is from RefSeq and is a predicted model, not a curated record. Gene Ontology annotation, molecular function: nucleic acid binding. Gene Ontology annotation, biological process: DNA integration. Lineage: Eukaryota; Metazoa; Arthropoda; Insecta; Diptera; Culicidae. The transcript has a single exon. Bases 1 to 2646 code for a protein of 881 amino acids.